AUUACGAGCAAUCGUAAAUCGUUGAAAUCAAUUGUAAUUUUUUUCGCCGUGUUAAAUUUUUGUUACAAUGAAAUAAUUGUAUGUAAAUGCGAUGUUUAUUUCGACGAGAAAUUCGACGGUCGUUAUCCGUAUUGUGCUUCCACGGUGACACAAAGCGAAAAUAACGUUGGAUUCAAUACGAUUAAUCAAUUGUCAAUCGAACGGUACCUACUGGAACCCGGUUAUAUCGAGGUAAGUAGGCAUUUUUCGGUCAAACAUUUUCAAUAAGUCAUUCACCGUUUGAUCUUAAUAAUUUUAAUUCUGUUCGUUCAAUAUAACUCAAUUGAUAAUAUUGUUUCACCGUGUUCUACCGCAUUCGAUUUUUUUAUUUUUUUUUUUUACGGUUUUGAUUUUUGUCAAACGUUACUCAGUUAAUAAUUGUCAAGUACGAGCGCUAACGCCAGUUUAGAACGUGAUAGUAAUUUGUGUUUGAACGUAAUUUGUCACGCCAGUUAGUAGGUAUAUCGACUCAUAGAUUAUGGGCGACGUAUUUAACCGCUAUUGCCAAGGUACCCCCAUUUGCCGAAUAUUUGUGUUUUUUUGUGUACUGCACUAUUACUAUGUGUACUGGUCAUAGAAUAAUAUAUGUAUAUUUUAGAACACGAAUAAAAUCAUUGCACUAAUAGGUACCCGUGUGAAUGUUUUCUUAUUACACGAUAAGUCUGAUAUUCUCUGUACAAUGUACAAGCGUAUGGGUGUAUCAAUACCUAAGUAUUAAAUGUUGAAUUACCCGUCUACCUACCUCAAAUAUAAAAGAUACACGAUGAGUUAUAUGUUUUGGGUAGAAGAACGAGCGACCGUUACCUUUUGCACUCGAUCAAACCAGUACUCUUAAUAUAUAUUCAUCUACCUUAUAGGGGGAUUAAUGUUAAAAUUAUUAUACUGGGUAUACAAUUUUAAUUAUGUGCGUUCUAUAUUUAAUAAUAAAUUACUGAGAGAGUUUUGGUAUUAUGUGAUUAAGGGCCAUUUUUAAAAUGUAGUUUUAGUGUUUAUCGUCUGUUUACUGAUAGCAUUUUGACUGUUCGAGACAAAAAUAAUUGAUGGGUAAUGCUAGCAAACACUACAGAAAAUUGUAAGACCAGUUAAACGUUAAAUGAAUUUAAUAGUUAGGUAUUUAAAGUGAAUAUUUUUCUGGGUGGGGGGGGGGGUUAAAUUCUGCACGCCUAAAUAUAGUGAACAUAUAAAUUAUAAUUAAGAUAUCACAAUAUUAAUUAGGUACUAUCUAAAUCAAUAUUAAUUGUAUUUGUUCAAAAAUAAUCAUGUUUACUAUAAUUUCAUGAUUGGUUGGUUAAUCGAAUAAUCAAAUAAUCAUAAUUUGGAGAAUUAUAUAAUUUAUAAUUUACUAAAUACUGAUUUGUAAAAUUUUGAAUACGUGCACAUGUAUUAGGUACCUACCUACCUAAUACAUGGUAUUAAGAGAGGUACCUCUCAUUAACAACAUCGUUUUGUAAACUCAAAUUUUGUUGUGUUUUCAACAAUAAAUAUAUUAGCUAAUUUAUCAUUGUAAUACAAAAUCAUACAAUAUAUUUAGUUUAUGAAAAAUCUUUACUUUUUAUUUAAAAACCAAUGUUUAACAGGUUUAAUUUUCAGUUUAGUUAUUCAAUAAUACAAUAAUUCAUCGUUCUUUUAGUAUAAAUAUAGUCAUUAAAUCAUUAAAUUCUUAAAAUUUAAAAUAAUAACCAGUAGGUUAUUUCUUACCUACCUCCUUAAAUUAAAUAAGUUUUAAAAAUUGUAUUUUCUUAUAGAAAGGUUUUAUAUUAUACUUACUUAUAUUAUUGAUGAAUAAUUUUUUUUUUUUAAUGUAAUUCUUUUAUUAAAUUACCAAAUUGUAUGAUAUAAAAUAAUAAAUAGGUAUGAAAGAUAAUUAACAAUAAUGAAUCUAAAUUGUAGAUAAGAACAUGUUCCGAGAACAAAAUUAAAAAAAAAAAAUAAAGCCACUGUUGAAAUUUAUCAUAAAUUCAAAUGUAAAAUAAUUAUAAAACAAUAGUAUACUAAACAUUUUCUGCGCCAUGUUAAAACUAUUAAUUUUUUUCAAAUUUUCCUAACCUAACCCUGAAUUAUAAACCACUGAUUUUUUAUAAUAUUAUGUCACCAUUUAAACAACUUAUUAAGUACUUAUAAGGUUUGUAUUAAAUAAUAAUUAUAUAUAUUUUAAAUAAAACCAAAAAAAAAAAGACCAAAGUAUCUAAUACAUUCCUUUCUUUGUUUAAAAUCUGUAAUUGAAGUGAACACCUUAUCUGCUGUGUUAUACUAAAUUGUUGGUGUUUACCGAUUUACACGUCAUCGUUCAUUAUAAUAAGGUAAAUUCGUCACAUAUGGCCAACUUUUUUCUUUUAAUAUUGUAUUUAUUUUAUCUAAGGUUAGUGAAUAAAAUUCAAAACUAAACAUAUACAUUAUAAAUGUCAUCUUAAAAUUCUUGAGAACAUUAUGGAAUGAAAAAUUAGUUUUAAUAUUUUUAAAUUGCAUUUUCUCAUUCUUUGGCCAUUCUACGCUAUCUAUGUUUUUGUAAUAAUUGAUAUCAUCCAAUUAAUUAAUGUAAAUUAAUAUAACAAUAACCAUAAUGCUUAUCAAAUUACACAAUUAUAUUACCUAUUUUAUUUUUUUAAACAAAUGAGUGGCCAUACCUGGUGGUAUUAUAGCCUUCAACUUUUCCAGAUUUGAAACCAUAUUACAUCUACGGAUGCAGUUGUAAAUGGGUUUUUAUUCUUAUGAGUAUUUAUAAUUCAGCCUGUCUGUCCAUUUUUUUAUAUAUAUUUUAGAAUUAUAUUUAACACAAAUAUUUUAAAUAGGUAUUAAAAAUAUUUGAACCGACCAUUUGGUAUGUCAUAGAAUGAUCUAAGCUUAUUUCAUUUGAUUGUUUUCUGUUGUGCACUAUUAAUCAUUAGGUCCUUCACUAACAAUUUCCUAUAAAUACAAGAUUUAUAUGUUAUAGGACUCUGCUGUUAUAAAAUUAGUGAUGUAAUUAUUAUUAAUUAUUAUCUAUACUUACCUACUAACAAUCUAAUUGUAUAAUACUGUGUGAAGACAAUAUUAUAUUGUAUUUAAUUAUUGUAGGAUAAAUAGUACCCUCGAUAGUACCUAAUGCCAAUAAAUAUUAUAUUUUAUUUUAUGUACUCAGGGUAAUUAAAUUGUGUAUUACUUAAUAAAGUUAUAGUAUAUAAUAUUUAGGUACAAAUUAUAUUACAAACAUUGUAAGCAAAAUUAAAAAUUUGAAUAACCUAUGUACAUUGUACAUAGGAAUUUUGUAACACUAAAUUUAAGAAUUGUGGUGGAAUUUUAAGUUAUAAAUAUUGAUAAUAUUAUUGUUUAGUUUUUGUGAUUAUACUUAGUAGUAUUUAGUUAGGUUGGUUGUAUUAUUUUAUAUCCAUAAUAAUAAAUUUAUUUUGUGUCUCAAGAAUAAAAUUAGUAAUAACAUGUUGAAGAUUGUAUACAAUAUAUGCUUUAUAGCCAUGAAUAUUAUAAUAUAUCUACCUAAAAUAAAUUAAACUUACAAACAUAGUUUAAAGCACUGGAAUUCAUGAAAACCGCAUUUUUGGAAUUUUAUCGUUUCACUACAGGAAGCUACUGUAUUGAUUAAUCGAUUGUUAAAAUUUAAUUGGUUAUAACUUAUAAUAUCAUAAGUUAUUGUAAAUGUAUUGCAGAUUUGUACCGGUUCAGUAAUUACACUUUGGCUUAGGACUGGUCCAAAAUAGUUAUCGACUAUAUCUAUAAAUAUUUAAAGGUUAGUCAAAUUUUAAACAAUGUUAGUUGAUAUCAGCUAUGCGUCAGAAAUUCAUCUUGAGCCUCUGACAGAUUGAUUAUCGUUGUUGACGAAGUGUCCACUGUUGAUCAUAUAUUGAUCAUUCUAAUACUUGCACUCAAUUUCAAUACAAAUUGUAUUACAGAUUAUUCAGCAAUUCAAACAAUCGUCAAGAAUAAGUUAAAAGCUACGUUGCCUGUACUUCAUUAACAGAACAGUCAUUUUAGUUUGAGGUAGGACUAUAUUAAAUUAAAUUUAACUUUAGCCUUGUGUAAUAAUAUUAUUAACUAAUUAAAUUAAUAAUAAUAAAUUUAUACAUGUGUUUAUACAAUGUAAUUUUUAUUAUUUUAAAUAUUGUAUAUUAAGUAACAUGUAGACAUGAUCAUGUCAACAAAAUAUGGAAACCGUGAUAAUAAUUGAUAGUUUCCAUUUUCUAUUGACACAUCAAUUUGUAUUAUUUUAAUUUCAAUUAAGUUUCCAAUUUUUCUCAAAUAUUUAAUUAUUACUUAUUAUUGGGUAAGUAUAAAUAAGCAAAAUUACACUUUGAAGAAGGUCGUAACAGGCGCCAAGGCGUUAUGAGGUUAUUAAGUUAAAAAGUUCUUAAACUAAUAAAUAUAUUGUCUGUUUGUUUGUUUCAUUGUAAAGAUGGAAGCAGAAUUUGUGGUCAAGGAUACCUGUGGUUAUGAUUCAGAUGAGGUAAACUCAUCUACUAGAAGAAGUGUUGAAAUGGAGUUGGUAGCUUAUGAUUCAUCUCCUCGUUCAAAUGGAUCUAACCAUAGUACCCACAAUGAACAAAGUGUUGACACAACAAAUAAUAGAACUAAUUGGUAUAAAUCUGUAGAUUCAUUUCUGGAUACUGAAAAAGGUAAGGAAAAAAGCAGAAGUCAUGACCAUAGUUUAAAAAGUAGUAAACAUGAUAAAAGUUCAAGUAGACAUGGCAGUAGGCGACGUAGCAAGCAUAAAAAACACCAUAGAUCUAGAUCUAGAAGUAGAAGUAGAUCUAGAUCAAGAUCUAGGUCCCCUAAACGAAGGAGUAGAUAUUCUCCUGAUGAUCGUGACUCACAAACAAGCCAAUAUAGUAGUGACGAUGAACGACGUAAACGACGUUCUAGAACUCCUGAUAGCUCGGAAGGACCAAGAGUUAGAAACAUUUACUCUGAAUCAGCUACUUGUAGUACUCGGCGGCAUUAUAAUACUGUUGAUACAAGAAGACAUCAAGAUAGUUCUCAAGAAUAUUAUCGAGAAGAAGACUUUGAUAGAUAUACAUUUAAGAAACAAAUACCGAAUAAAACUAUUAUAGUCCGUGGUUUAGCUCCACAUAUUUCAGAAAAUGACAUAAGAAAAGAAAUAUUAAAAUGUGGUCUUACACCUGUUGAUAUACGUCUUAUUCGGAAAAAAGAUACUGGAUCUUCUCGAGGAUUUGCAUUUGUCGAGUUUUUUACUAAAGCAGAAGCUGAAACAUUAAUGGAAACCAAACAGGGUGAAAUGAUGCUUAGAGAUAACUUCAGAGCAAUUAUGCAAUAUACUAUUUCUACAAUUGAUCCUGAAAAAAUGUUGUCUGAUUGGUGGUGUAAAUGCAAUGCUCAUAAUUUCAAACGCAGAGAAAGCUGCUUUGUAUGUGGUGCCUCAAGAGAAUCGGGAGAAAUAUUUGAUCAUACAAAAGAAGUGAGUUCUUAUCCUACACAUACAGUUUUACUUCGAGGAUUAGAACUAUAUACUACUGAAGAAAAUGUUUUAAAAGCUAUUCAACCGCUAUCAACACUACCUAUUCGGAGUGUUCGUAUUGGACGAAAUCCUUUAACAAAUGUCUCUAAGGGUCUUUGUUACUUGGAAAUGAACAAUGUGGUCGAUGCUAUGUACCUGCAUAAUGCAUUAGUUGUGGAAGAUCCAUUGCUUAUUGAUAAUCAAGAAGUUCUUGUAUCUUAUUGUAAACUUGGACCAGUUGGACCAAUGGCUACUGCUUCUAUGGGCAAUGCUGCAGUUGAAGCAGCUAAAUGGAGCAAUCAGAAACCAGAAACUCCAAAUUAUACUAUUGCUGAUGUUCCCAGACUUGCAGAAUUUAGUGCAAAUUUAUAUGCUAAAACUCCCACUGAGCGAACUUCUUACAUACAAUAUUAUACUAAUUUUUAUACAGAGAAAAUACAAAAGGGUGAGACUAUUAAUGUGCCUUCAUUACAGUCUAUACAAUCCAUUUCAGCAGUCUAUGCACCUGUUGGUACAGUAGUAGCGUCACAAACUACACCAGCCUUCCCACUCCCUAUAGCUAAUAAAACUGAAUCUUUAAGUCAACCUCCGUCUGGGAAAGGAGAUACCACCUACUCACCACCCGAUUUAUCUACUUACCAAUAUGAUAAAGGAUCUGGUUAUUACUAUGAUCCAUACACUAAGCUUUAUUAUGACGCAAACUCACAGUAUUAUUUUAAUAGUUUUACAAACAGCUUUCUUUAUUGGGAUGCCACAAAAAAUACUUAUUUAUCAGCACCUUCCAAUGACAAAUCAAAUACUGAAACAAAUAAUUCUAACAAUGAAUCUAAAAAAGAGGAAACUCCAGUAGAAGAAAAAAAAGAUGAUGACAAAGUGAAAGUAGCAAAACGUAUUGCCAAAGAUAUGGAAAAGUGGGCAAAAACAUUGAAUCAGAAAAAAAUAACUGCUAAACAAAAUUUUGUAGCAUCUCAAGUUGCAAUACAAUCUGCAAAAACUCAAGCUGCAGCCGAUAUUGGAUAUUCUGUGAUGGGUACUAAGGCAGAACCUAAGAAACAGCAACCUCUAGUUGCUUCUACAUCUGAUGAUAAUAGUUACACAGAUGAAGUUAUGGAAGAAGCUAAUCGAAAUGAAGAUGAACAGCACACUGAUUGGGUCAAACUUGCUUGUCUAUUGUGCAAAAGACAAUUUAGUAGUAAAGAAGUUUUAAUAAAACAUCAACAGAUGUCUGAUUUACACAAACAAAAUAUAAGAAAUUGGUAUAACGAAAGAGGACUGGAUCCUGAUGAUGAAUCUAAACGAGUCAUUCAAUACAGGGACAGAGCAAAAGAAAGAAGAAUGAAAUAUAAUGAACCUGAUAAACCUUUAAACAACUUAAAAGACAAGUUUAUGAAGGCAAAAGAAGCAACUGUAGAUUACGAGCAACCAACUAAAUUGGGUAUUGGAUCUGAUAACAAAGGUAAUAAAUUGUUACAAAAAAUGGGAUGGCAAGAAGGUAUGGGAUUAGGUAAAACUAAUCAGGGGCGAACAACCAUAAUAGAAGCUGAAGGUAGAUUAGCAAAUGCUGGGCUCGGUACUAGGGCUGUUGGGGUAGUUCCUGGCCCCCGUGAGACAUACAAAGAUUGUGUGAAGAAAAUGAUGCGUUAUAGGUAUAAUGAAUCUGAAUAGUAUUUAAUAGGUCAAAACUUUAGAUUGGUAAGUAACAGUUUUUAUACAUGCAAAACAAUUCAAUUUCAUAGCAUCUCUAAUGUAUUUUAUUUCUUCAGAUUUAAAAGCAUAUAAUUUAACAUUUGGUUCCCCCCCCACCCCCACUCCAGAUUGAAAAUAAUUGUACUAUUGCAUUGAAAGACAUUAUUAUUAUUUUAACGUUAACAAUUGUAUGUACUAUGUAAUAUGUAUUUAAUGUUUCGAAUACAGUUGUAAUUUGAAAAUUAUCGUAUCAUUUACAUGUUAAUGUGUUCUUAUUGUAUCAAUAUAAGUAGUGUUAUCAAAGUUUAAAUCAACGAAUAACUUUAAGAUAAGUACAGUUUAAGUGUAAAUAUAUUAUUUAAAUAUCAUCAACUGUGUUAUUUAGAUCAUAAUAUAAAAGUCAUGAUAAUAAAUUAAAUUGUGUCCUUCGAAAUCUUUUGUUUAAACAUUUUUAACAUUUAUAAAUUUAUCCGUACAUUAGUUUAACUAUUCUUUAUUUUAUUUUGUGUAUAACCGAUUAUAAAUACAUCUGUUAGGUGCCUAAUAUGUAUGUUAAAUAAAAUAUUAAAUUAAUUGAAAUGAGAAAAAAUUAUAUUUAGUGGAAAUUUAAAAAAAAAAAAAAAAAAAAAAAGUGCUAUACACAAUUAUUGAUAACUCGUUGAAGACAUUAAAAUGAUAAUAUUAUGCCAUAUAUAGUAUAUUAUAUAAUUUUAGGACUUAUAUUUUCGAAUUAAUUUAAAAACUUGUAGGAUAUAUACAUAUGUUAUAUUAUUACACUGUUCUUUUACAUAAUCUUUUGUAAUUUAUAAUUUGAUAUAAUAGAAUGAAAAUAUUUUAUAUAGUAACUAUGAUUUAUUGUACUAAGUUUUAUAUCUUAUUUUGAACAAAUGUCACUCUUUAAUAGAAAUUAUUAUAUAUUUUUUUAUGCCUGAGUAGACAACUAUUACACUUAAAAAUUUGCUAUAAAUUUAUAAAUAUUUUUUUAAUUUCUAUAUUUAAAAUGCGUAUAUUUUAUAUAAUUGUAGUCCAAGUGACUAGACAUUUUGUUUAGAGUUUUUGAUUUCAUAUUAACUCUUAAUGAUUUAAUUUUAUCAUUCAU
Molecule: messenger RNA, 8267 nt
Organism: Cinara cedri
Lineage: Eukaryota; Metazoa; Arthropoda; Insecta; Hemiptera; Aphididae
Source: the annotation of a GenBank genome assembly